ACCGAGCCCGGGGCCCGACCGGGCCGGCACCGAACCUGGCCCCCAGCGCUCGGGUCCGAGUUUGGUCAGAACCGCUCUGGGAUAGGGCCCAGCCUGGUCAGGUCAGAGCUCCGCCAGCGCAGAGAGCGCCCCGUCCGGAUCAGAACCGAACCGGGACCCGCGAGGAAGGGAGGAGUUCGGCUCUGCCCCCAGCUUGUCGCCCUCGGGCUAAAGGGGAGGGAAAGAGGCAGAACUAGCUGUAAAGUCACAUUGGUGUUGGGGGAGCUGGGCCCAACCGGGUCAGAACAGGACUGGGAGACGUGAUCCCAGGGAGGAAAACUGUAUCUGAGCCAGACAAUCACCCCUGGGCUGCAGGGGCCAGGCCAGGCCUGAAUUGGGGGCAGAAGAGGUGCAUGGGUCAGGAACUGAGCCUUGGAGGGGAAGACAGUGGAACUGAGUCAGUUUAAACCCAGUUGAGUCUGGAAAUCGAGGAAGACUGAUCCCAGAACUGAACUGGGUCUGCUUGUGGGCCAGAGAGGUCUAAACAAAGUUUGAACAGAACCAGAUCCUUAUGGAGUGAAAGCAAGAGAGCUAUGUGUGUUUAGGGGUGAGACAGUGAUAGCCACAACAAAAGGGCUUUAGAAUUGGAAACAAAGUGAAGCAAAUCUGAGACAGUUUGUGUGAUCAAGACACAAACUGUGUUGAAGAAGUCAGAGUAGGGGAGAGGGAACAACAAUGUUUCUGUGACAAAGCUGGUUGGGGAGAAAAGAGGAUCCUUUACCAACCUAGAGACUCUCCCUGGCACCAGGCAUCAUCCAAGAGACUUUCUGCAAGGAAGUUAGUGAAUCUGAACAGAUCCCAAGAACAAGGAAAGUUUAGAGAACAGCAGAGCUGAGCAAAUGAUACUGAACCACAUCUGGAUCUGGUCUAGAGCAUAAGUGGGAGACAAGAAAGAAGUGAAAGGUUGAGCACUGGGAUUUGUAAAUGGAAGAGGAGAAAAAUUAUUUCCAACUGAAAUUGCAUUAAUUGGCAAAAGGAAUCAGAAUCAGUCCAGAGACAGAGCUGAUGUAAAGGGGCUGCACAGGAGGACGAAGUGAAUCCCUUGGAUACAAACAGCGGAGAGCAGCAUCUAGUACUGGGCAGUGUCAGAGGCAACGUCCUGAACCAAAUGGACUCCAUGUCUGAUCCAGCCUGGCAGUUCCUCAGAGGAGCCGUUCAGAUGCUGCCAGAUGCCACCAGGGGAGAGCUGACUUGGAGGCAGGCGGACAGGGAGAUGUUUGGACGGGACGUCACUUCGGAUCUGGCAUCUGAGUGAGUGUCCCCCUACAUGAGACUUCAACUCUGAGCGCAGGCUGGUGACCCGUUGUCGCACCCAAGCAGGAGGGAGGAUGACGAGCACAGCUCCAUCCAAGAAGCCUUACCGCAAGGCACCGCCACAGCACCGUGAGAUCCGUCAUGAUCUGCCCAUCCUUCGAGACGACCAAGACGGUGUGAUUUUGGCCGAGCAGAGUCAGGAGCCCUUGACGGAUGCAGAAAGGAUGAAGUUGCUGCAGCAUGAGAACGAGGAGCUGCGCCGGCGGCUGGCCUAUGUCACCAACAAGAUGGAGUCGAUGGAGAGGGAGCUGGAGUCCGGCCAGGACUACCUGGAGCUGGAGCUGGGCCAGAACCGCGAAGAGCUGGAGAAAUUCAAGGACAAAUUCCGCAGGUUACAGAACAGCUACACUGCUUCACAGAGAACCAAUCAGGACCUGGAGGAGAAGCUGCAUACCCUGAUAAAAAAGGCUGAGAUGGACCGGAAGACCCUGGACUGGGAGAUUGUGGCGCUCACUAACAAGCUGCUAGAUGCCAAAACUACCAUCAAUAAACUUGAGGAGCUCAAUGAGCGCUAUCGGCAGGACUGUAACCUCGCAGUGCAGCUGCUCAAGUGCAACAAGUCCCACUUCAGGAACCACAAGUUUGCUGAUCUUCCCUACGAGCUGCAGGACAUGGUCAAUAAGCACCUGCACAGCACCCAGGAGUCCCCAGGCCCUGGGCAGGAGGCUGCACAUACCCUGGCCCCAUCUGACGUUGUGCCCACCUCAGUUAUUGCCAGAGUCCUGGAGAAGCCCGAGUCACUGGUCCUGAACUCUGCCAAGUCCAGCAGCGGCAGCUGUCCCAUGGCUGAGGAUGUCUUUGUGCACGUGGACAUGAGUGGAGCUCUGCUGGAUGCCUGCCCCAGCCCAGGGCUGCCUGGGAAGGAGAGAGGGGAAGUGGGGAAGCAGCAGAACGGGGGCUGCAAGCCACAGAGCAGUGUGGAGAGCCUGCCAGAGGAGGUGCCUGCCUUCGAGAAGCUGAGCCCCUACCCUACGCCCUCCCCUCCCCACCCCAUGUACCCAGGGCGUAAGGUGAUUGAGUUCUCUGAGGACAAGGUGAGGAUCCCAAAGAACAGCCCCCUGCCCAACUGCACCUAUGCCACGCGACAGGCCAUCUCCCUGAGCCUGGUGCAGGGCGAGGACGAGAGCAGUGAGAGGCACCGGACGCUCCCUAACAGCCCUGUCUCAGAGGGCCGCCACUCAGCCUCCAGUUGCUCCUACCAGCCAUCUCCCAAGGCGGCUCGGGCACACGGCUCCUCGCAGAGCAGCCCUUUCAGCAGCCCACCCCAGAUCCCCAGCGCCUUCGCCAGCUCGGCCAGCUCGGAGGAGGACCUCCUGGCCAACUGGCAGCGGAUGUUUGUGGACAAGGCGCCCCCCACUUCAGAGCAGGUGCUGGUGAGCCGCACCUCCUUCAGCCGUGACAUGGCCCCGGAGCUCCAGAAGCGAUUCAGCCGCUCCAUGCAGGAGCUGGGCAGGGCGGCCUCGGCCUACUCGGACGGCGAGGAGUCUGCGCAGAGCUGCAGCUGGACCGUGAGCCGGGACUCGAGUGUGGACACAGACAGCACUGAGUCCCGAGCCCGCAGGAGCCAUUUCUCCUCCGACUACGGCACGGACUUCUCCCAGGAUGAAGCCCGGAAGCUGCUCCAGGGCAGUGGCGGGGGCACCGCUGAGCCCAGCAGCCCCCUGCCAGAGAAGCACAAGGACUAUGUGGACCGGGGCUCACCUGGGAGCCCGGCUGAGGAAAGGGAAAUGCUGCUGCAAGCAAGCAAGGAGAGCAGCCCAGGGGGAGCCCUGGAGGAGAGUGGGGAAUGCAGGAGCAAGCCUCCCUCAGGGCGGCCACACCGCAGCCCCAAGAGGAUGGGUGUCCACCAUCUCCAUCGCAAGGACAGCCUGACGCAGGCCCAGGAGCAAGGCAACCUGCUCAACUGAGGCUGGGCCGGGAGCAGUGCCCUGGGGUAGUGCUGUAGCUGCCUUACCACUCACAGGGUUGGUGUCCCCGGCACGACGCAUGCCCCAGGGGGCUGCAGGCUCCACUCCCACCUUAUAUUUAUUCUGGUUUUGAUACUCUGAGGCGCCAGGAUCUUGCCGGUGUUCUGCACCCACCACACCAGAACACACACUUGGGGCCUCGCUCGGCCUGGCAUGCAUGCCCAUGCCUGUGCUCACCACUCGUCUGGUGCCUGCCGUCACACUCAAUCUUCCAGCCCCACCCUGGGGCCUGGGCCUGCCCUCACACUCAUGCCCUGGUGCCCAUGCCCGUGCUCUCGUUUUCAGGCUGAUGCCCAUGGCCCUGGCCCUGCUUGUGCUGGUGCCCAUGGCUGCUCUGUUCUUACCUUUCAACUUGUGCCAACAAGUCGAAACUCUUUGCCCUGGUCUUGUCUGAUCCCCGUGAGCCACUGCAGGCUGAGUGGGGCAUGAGGACUGCCCUGGGGGGUGGGUGCUCCUUGCUGCCUGGCCCCCUGCUGUGGGUCAGGAGCAUUGAGUUGGGGACGGUUGUUUUGCUAUUUUUUGUUUCCCCCCCCCUGCUGCCAUGUUGAUCUCUGUGGCACCCAGCUGGCAGUCGUGGCUGGCUCUCCCUUAAAGCUUCCUCUGCAGAUCCCUGCUGCCUAGCUCCUGGGCCUGGCCCAACACGUGGCUCAUGCAGAGGCAAUGCCCUGGGAGAGCCCCAGUUCCCUCUGCCAUGGGACUGGGCCAGAGCUGCCCCCGGCUGGCCUGCAGAGUUCCCAUGGCAGUGGUUUGUGUGCUGUGGGUUGGAUUGUGUUUGUCUCUCCCCAUCUCUGGGGGCUGUUGCACUGGCCUGGCUCGUGUUUGGCUGGUGCUGAGUCUCUGCUCCUGGGUCUUCCUCUCAUUUUAAUUCUUUCCAGGCCUUUGCUUUUAAAAUGUUUUGUUUUUCUCUUCCUGCAUAAAUGAACAAAGCAGCUGACAGCCAAUCCAUUGUCUGCCCAGAGGUCUGGGGUGAGGUCCUGCCCUAGGAGCCACCCUUCCCAUCCUGGCCUUUCUACUCCAGCAGAGCCAUAUGGACUCCAGGGCAGGAUUUUACCCCAGGAGAGCAAUAAAUGAAAGACAGUAGCAAGCUGCUUCUGGGCAGGGCCCCAGCAAGGGCUCUGGGGAGAGAGGGAGACGCCCUGAGGAGCAGGGCUUAUCACUGCUGUGUGCAGACACGGUACCUCAUGGCUCAGCAGUGGCCCUUUGGGGAGGCCCCCGUGCAUGUGCCCCUCUUCCUCUGGCUGGGUCCCGGGCUGGCUCUGGUGCCCUUCCAAGGCCUCUCCACUGGCGGGGCUGGAGUUGUGUUUGAUUUUCCUCGUGUUCAGUGUUGGUACGAUUUCUCUUUUCAGUGUUUAUGUGCUCAGUGUCCCUGGGGCGGGGAAGGGGAGAAGUCAGGAGUGUAGAUAUUUUAUUUGGGGGAUAGAGCCCCAGUGUUUUGUUAGGGGUUUCCUUGCCUCUCUGGAUUUUUGCCUCUCCACCCCGAAGGUGUAACCCAGCACACUGGCAUGGUCUCUAUGCUGCUGCCUUGGGCCGGGGGACCCCCUUCCCUU
Messenger RNA from Mauremys reevesii (Reeves's turtle), 4867 nucleotides. RefSeq names its product tight junction associated protein 1 (gene TJAP1). Gene Ontology annotation, cellular component: trans-Golgi network. The record is from RefSeq and is a predicted model, not a curated record. The coding region runs from base 1368 to 3260 and encodes 630 amino acids. Gene Ontology annotation, biological process: Golgi organization. NCBI's taxonomy places the organism in Eukaryota, Metazoa, Chordata, Testudines, Geoemydidae. The transcript has 12 exons.